AUGAAGGACACCGACCACGACCAGCAGCAGCCGCCGCCGCCCACAGCGAGCCGCGCCAACGCCAUCGCGCGGCUCCUGGCGAACGGCAACCUCGUGCUGCGGGUCCCCGGCGCUGGCGUGGUGUGGCAGAGCUUCGACCACCCCACCAACAUGCUCCUCCCCGGCAUGAAGCUGGGCGUGGACUUCCGCACGGGGCUGGACCGGCACAUGUCCUCGUGGCGCGCCACGGGGGACCCGUCCCCGGGGGAGUACACCUUCCGCCUCGGCCACGCGCGGGGCUUUGAGAUCACCUUCGUCAACAACGAGUUCAAUCACCGUCGCCUGCUCCACUCGCGCGGGCCUGCCGCGCUCGACCGCGUGCCCCGGUUCCGCUUCGACGCGUUGGGCCGCGGCAACCACGCCGGGCGCAACGACCCCGACGACAUGUACCUCUGCAGCGCGCACGCCAUCAGCGGAAGCGUCGGCCUCAUCCUCGACCCCGACCCGCGCCGCCGCGGCCGCUACCUGGUCGCGCAGCUCUACCCGCGCGACUCGCGCGCACCUGCGUUUCGUUCCGCUGCCCGCCGACUUCGAGAUGCGGAAGGACAUCUUCCAAAUCCACCGCGCGACGUCGCGCAACGCCGCCGCAUCCCUCCAGGCGAAGGCCAACUCCGCUACGCUUUGCACGACCUCCAUGACAUCGCCAUAGCCGCGCCUGUCAAGUGUUCGACAGAUUGCCUGGGCGCCAACAUCAGCCUUCUGGCGUUAACGCACGCUGUCGAAGCUGUGCCAACAUCAUCACCAACCUCCAUGGCCGCACUACAGAAGGUUUACUUCGACCCUGCUGGUAUUUUCACCAACUCACCCACCACCUGUCCUGGGUACCUCGCAUCAGCUCAGCUUUUUGAGGAUUGUUCAUGGAAGAUCUCCACUGUGGUGUUGCUGCUAAGCACGCGUGUCCAGCAGACUCGUCACAUUGAUGGCAAGCUUUUGGAUUGGGAGCUGAGUGUACAUGUGCCAUUCUUCGUGGGCUGCGCUCGCCCCGGCUCGUGCGUUGGCUGUAUUGACACUGGAGGUGCAAACAGUAUGGGGUGCUGUGGUUGUCUCUGGAAAGAUGCAUGGCCAGGCAGCCUGCGCCGAUGGAUGGCUAAAAGUUUGUUGCUGCAUGAGAAAACAGUUGUUGAAGUAACACACGUUGCUAUGAAGCCAUGGCCACCUCCUGCAAAUCUUCAUAAUAGCAUUGCAAGUGAGCCUAUUGAGACAGGUCCAGUUAAUUCAUUUGUGCUGCUAAGGGCUCCUGUUUUGAGGCUUCUGGCAGUGGUACAAGUCCCAACAACAGUUUCCGGAUUCAGGACAAGCAGUUCUCUGAACUUUUGGCCCAUUAUUUACAGUUAUUUAGUCACCUAUAUCAAACAGUGGGAUCGCGACCGUGCUGCACAACUGGGGCCUAUUAUGAACAAUUGCUUGGGUUCUGCCGCUACUAGUGAGAGUUUGAUUCUUGAGUACUCAUUUCCUCCAAAGGAUCAGAUGGGUCGCAUAUAUCUCAUCAUUGAUAGAAGAACUGGGCUGCUACUUGGUGUUGACAAAUGGGGCCUGAUUGAUAGAUUGGCAGGUGCACGUACAACCAUGCAUACAAUUUGGGUGAAGAGUUUUGGGCGAUGCCUGCAUAAUUAUAGCAAGCUUACAAGCACACUACAAGCAGAAGACUGCAGCAGACAGCAUGGCUCAUGA
Molecule: messenger RNA, 1710 nt
Organism: Miscanthus lutarioriparius
Lineage: Eukaryota; Viridiplantae; Streptophyta; Magnoliopsida; Poales; Poaceae
Source: the annotation of a GenBank genome assembly